Amoebophrya sp. A120 is the source of this 1915-nucleotide messenger RNA. Lineage: Eukaryota; Dinophyceae; Syndiniales; Amoebophryaceae. The record is from the annotation of a GenBank genome assembly.
CCAAAAGCCAAUUCUUCGUGGCGCCCUGUCCAUUUUGUACGCGCACCGCUUUUGCGCAGGAGGAAGGAAGGCAAUGGGCAGCCGGUACGCAGGUGGGCUGUGUCCGCCCAUGAUUUUACCGGUGGAUAAAGAGGGAUCAAGCUUGAUGUUGACAAAAAAGCACACGGAAGUGUUUCAGGCUUGGCGGUCUUGCGUGUACGAGUGCGUCUAUAGGCUGAUGCUGCAGUACAUGCACGACCUGACAUCGCGAAGGGACCACUCGAUUCGUCCCAUCCUGAACCCGUCCACCAAGAAGGAGGAAAUUCCAGGAGAGCUCCGACAAGACGGGAAGCCUUCCUACCUGUACAGUUACGGAGUAUGCGGUUUUCUUUACAGCUUCUUCGUGUCGGCGUGCCUUCUAGCCCCGGAUGAACUGUUUUGCUUCGGACGAGAUGAUGGAACCGAAAAGCAACUUUUCCUAGAUAAUAUGUGGUGGGGUGGCGACGCUGUGAGGAAGGAAUUGCGCUAUCGAGUCGCGAUGUUUCUACUGUCGUGGAAGUUGCAGGGCCUUCAUAAUUCGACUGUUUGCGGACGAUCGUGGUUCGAUUGGCUCGACGACGUUGUGCGGAACGAGUCCCGCUAUAUGCAUCGAACAAGCACAGGAGGCAAGAUUGACGCGAGCGCCGAGCCCGUGCUCGACACUGUGUAUCCGGUUGAAUGGAAGCUAACUGGUCUGUUCGGCUCGGGCAUCUCUGCUUACAGAACGGUGCGCUGCAUGAGAGAAAAAAUGAUGCAGUUCCUGAUUGAAUGGCGGGGCACUAUCACCGUGCAAGAACUGCGAGAGGCCGUAGCGCCAGUCGUGCUGGGUCACCUUUCCACUGGCGCUCACAAGGGUUCAUUUUUUCCGGAAGAGGAGCACCACCACAGCGAGAGCGAAAAUAACUCAGAUGUUGGCGUGACAACUUUGUGGGGAGACAAGGAUGACGAGGAAGUCUCAGUGUCUCCUGCUCUAGACGCACGACUGAAGGAAUACAGCGGUCUCGCACUUCCCCGCCAGCGGCGACGCGACCAGGCCCUGGUUACAGUUUUCUUCAAGGCGUCCGAGCUUAGCAUAAAAAGCCUAACGGCAAAAUUUGUCUCCCGUGGCAAUCGUGAUUCCGCCGGGUACGGGCAAAAAUUUCGAGAAUUUGUGCAGUUGCUGCAGCACAAAAGCAGCAGCGGUGACGACUUGGUCUACUUCCAUCGGCUUCGACGUUUCUUCGAGCUUUGGAAGGAUUGCGAGCCGGUUGCGAUCAGCAUGCUUGAGAAAAUGCAUGGCGAGUGCCGUCCGUACGAUUUAUUACAAUCUUGGUCUUCUGAAGAUACGUUGGCGUUGCAGGAACAAUGUUGCACGGGAGAGUAUUACCGCGAGUUUGUUGAUGUGCGUAGCACUGUCUACGGCCGCCAGCGGAAACAGAGACAUGAAAAUAAAUGCUCUGAACGAGUUCCGCGGAGCAGCAUAGGCGAAAACGGCGCACACUUACAGGCAGAAGAGGGGGGCGGAACUGAGGAGCCGUGUCCGCAAGCGGUGCCACUCCUCGCGGAAGACGAAAGCACAUCACAGGACAUGCCCGGUGGCAAAAGUACCCCACGACCGCCGGCCGUGUGGUUCUACCUGACUGACGUGAUGGGGCUGGAAAAUGUGUAUGAAAUCCUGUGGUCCGCCUGGCGUCAGGUUUUCAAGAAGAACGAAAAGGACACCACGGAGGCUUUGAGGUUAAUCGCUUCGAAGCUCGAGGUGGAGAUACCGCCUUUGGACUAACCUAGAUGCGCUGUUUAGAUAAAAGCCGACCUUUUGUUAAGUAUGACCUAAUGAAAAGCUGUCCUUUAUGAACAACUAGGCUACAGCCACCGCAAUACACGAUGAAUUGCCGGCGCGUUCUCUGUCUACUUAUCA